Molecule: messenger RNA, 2325 nt
Organism: Periconia digitata
Lineage: Eukaryota; Fungi; Ascomycota; Dothideomycetes; Pleosporales; Periconiaceae
Source: the annotation of a GenBank genome assembly
UUCUGCCGCUUCAAAUGCCAAACUUGCCAUUUCAUUCAAGCAGCAUCCAUAUACGAUAUCAUGAAGGCCAUCUUUUGGCUGUCCGUUCUUUCUCAAUUUCUUGAGACUAGCGCUCAAGCGCAAAAUGUCAUCGCGUGUCCUGAACAAAUUGGAGGUGUUCCACAAGCUUGUGUGAACCGAGAAUGUGGGAACGAAGAUCCAGAGAAUGAGGGCCAUUGCGCCAAAGAAGCCGCGGACCAGUCGCACUGUGUUUGCGACCCAGCUGCAACAACAGCUCAACCAUUGGUGACUUCGGUUGUCACAGCUCCAACAUCAAGCGGUUCUACCAGUGCUGGGUCUGCUACCUAUGCUCUCGCGACACUCACAGAAUAUAAAGACCUUCGUGAGAGCAUUACAGCAACUAUCACGGUAUCACCAACGCAAUCUGGUGAGCCCGCCGAUACCGUCGCUGCAGUUGUAUUUGCUGGGGGAGUUGCUUGGUAUCUUGCCAGCUUUGUGGGCGCUGAAGCUGCCGCGUUGGCGGCUCCAAAGGAGGCCCCACCCAGCCACAGAGAUGACGAGAGGUGUGAAGGCGAAAAGUCCAAGUGCGAGGAUUGUGGUGCUACUCUCGGGUUCUGUGUUGAGCCAAACCCAGGUUGCGCUUGCGAGGAGGAGGAGAAAUGUCCAGAACAGAAGCCGUCUUGUGAGGCAACGGAGUGCAAAGGAGACGAAGGCAAAUGCACACUAGGUGAUCUCAAGGACUGUGAGUGUGAAGAGAACAACGAAUGUCCCGAUGACAUGGACUCUCCCUUCUGUUCUGCUUGCGGAGGCGAAAUGGUUGACAGGGCGCAAUGUUCGGGUGAUUCACCUUGCUGCAAUGGGGAUGAGACCGGCAAGAAUAAAGGCUGCGGCUGUUAUCAAGACGAUGGGGUGGGUAUCUUCGCCCUGGAGAGCCCAGUUGAUCAAACGGCGGCCGCCGCUUGGUGGAAGAACGCAAUAGAACAGGAGGACCCCAUUUGCCAGAAGAAAGACCCAAAGUUCUCGGAAAUGACCGCGCCACAGCACGUUAGGGAUGGAGACCCAAGUGUCGAAAAGGCUGCGAAAGAAUGGUGCGCGAGCAUGAACGGCAAGACAGUAAAAGACGGAGACGAAGUGCCGUAUAAAUUCAUUCAGCAAGACCUUGGCAGCUUCUGGCUCUCAUCAUCGUUUCGGAAAACUGCACCAGGUAACCUCAGGUGCGGUAACGAAGCCAAGGUAGUUGGGGACGAUUGCUUCCAAUCCAUGAUGAGCGCGGUGGAAAGAUGCGCGCCACACCAAGCGACGACUCACGGAGCUGCUAUUGCUAAAGGAUGCCUCUUCUAUAACGUUACUGUGGAUGGCACAACGGACUCAAGACAUCCCCCAUGGAAGGGUGAUAAGGGCAAGCCGGAAUGCGACCCCAAGGUUUCUAACAUCGAAGGGACCUUCUUCCGUGGCCUUUAUCCCCAAUUUUGCUCACAGGUCAAGGAUGGCGAGGCUAUCAAGAAGACCCUCACAAACGAGGACUUCAAGUCGUCGAGCAAUAGCAAGCGAGCUCCUCCCCCAAGCAACAGCCAAUACGAAGGAUACAAGUUCAACUUCGAAUUCUCUGGGGGCGACAAUUGUGAAGUCAGUUGUGACGAUGCCUUCGGAGAGAUUCGCAGUGCCUGUUCCGGCACCACGACUCUAAAGUACAAAGGAAGUAUCGAUGCUGGCUGUGGAACUUACUCAUACUCGAUCGAGGAUCCGCCUCCGCCGCCUCCGCCUAGUCCAGUGGAAUGCAAACCGCUCGAAGCAGCCCCGGCUUGGGGAUUGACACCAGAAUGCUUCGAUAGUGAUAACUGUCGAUAUCCCCAGGCAGGUUACCCGAGAUCCGCCUAUCAAGCCGCUGGUCAUCAAUUCUGCUAUGGCGGCUACGACUGGACGGCCAAACGGGAUGAUGAAUGGUCCGCUUCAAACUAUUUUUGGUUUGACACCACAACAAUCGACCCGGAUACUGAUCUUCCGACGUACUGCGUUGGCUCUGCAGUGGGUGAAUAUCGGCAAUGGAGCCCAGAGUCGGGUGAGAACUGUAAGGCCCGUGAGGGCGGCCUUAAGCACUCUGACAGCAAAAUCGAGGUUAUGGUUACCCCGGCCAAGGAUCAGAAUGGGUGCAAAUCACUCAAGGAUCACAAACUUCCGAAGGAUGGUGACUGCACUAAAAUCUUUGAUCAAGUGUCUGAAAAAUGUAUAACUGGUGAUGGUGAGGAUGAGACCGGUGGACUUUUCUUGGAGGACUCAGAAGACGGUUGCUGGGAAUGGUGGAUUUGGGGUGUUCACCUCUCGUAA